Molecule: messenger RNA, 1392 nt
Organism: Penicillium argentinense
Lineage: Eukaryota; Fungi; Ascomycota; Eurotiomycetes; Eurotiales; Aspergillaceae
Product: ribose phosphate diphosphokinase subunit PRS1
Exons: 6
Coding region: 1-1392 (463 amino acids)
Biological process (GO): purine nucleotide biosynthetic process; ribonucleoside monophosphate biosynthetic process; 5-phosphoribose 1-diphosphate biosynthetic process
Cellular component (GO): cytoplasm; ribose phosphate diphosphokinase complex
Molecular function (GO): ribose phosphate diphosphokinase activity; magnesium ion binding
Source: RefSeq, a predicted model, not a curated record
AUGCGGGGUGUGCAGAUCUUCUCGGGCACGUCGCAUCCCGGCCUCGCAGACACUGUCUGCGAGCGCCUGGGCACCUCGCCCGCCAAAGCUGACUUGGGCAAGUUCGCCAAUGGUGAGACCAGCGUCAACAUCUGCACCUCGGUCCGCAACCAGGAUGUCUAUAUUGUGCAGAGCGGGAGUAGCAAGAUCAAUGACAGCGUCAUGGAGCUGCUCAUCAUGAUCUCCGCCUGCAAGGGUGGCUCGGCCAAGUCUAUUACCGCGGUCAUGCCAUAUUUCCCCUACUCGCGUCAAUCCAAAAAGAAGAGCCAUCGCGGCGCCAUCACAGCUCGGAUGCUGGCCAACCUGCUCUCGAUCGCCGGCGUCGACCAUGUCAUCACCAUGGACCUGCACGCAUCCCAGAUGCAAGGUUUCUUCGGGAAACCGGUCGACAACCUCUUCGCUGAGCCAUUCAUUGCUCGCUGGAUCCGCAUAAACGUGGCCGGCUGGCGCGAUGCUGUCGUAGUCAGCAAGAAUGCUGGCGGUACUAAACGGGUCACUUCGCUGGCCGACACACUGAAGUUGAACUUUGGAAUUGUGACGACCGACCGCAGGCGGCCCAAGGUCUCCACCAACGCCAUGUCAGACAGCACCGUCUUUUUCGAUGCUGUAGAAGCUGACCGACUCCCUCGGGACCAGCAGCCAUUUGAGCUGCACCUCCAGAGCGCCGUGGCCACGCCGCCUAUCCUUGAAGAGGCCGAGCCCCUGGAGGCCGCAAAUGACUAUACCGACGUGCGGGUGCGGGACGUCAUCACGGGCCGGUUGGUGCAGGGCCAGUUGGUCGACGACGACUAUCACCCUAAGUCCGAGUCGCUGUCUGGGGGCACCACCCCGGGUGCAUCGAGUGCGAACCUGGAGAACACGGAGGUGGUUCCGGAAACCAUGACGAACUCGAUGAUGUCCAACACCUCUUCGCUCCCGCCCGACCACGCAUUGGGUGGCUCUUUUGAUGCUGCGGAGUCGGAUGACGAGGCCAGCGAUGCUGGAGGCGAGCAUGAGCGGACCAUCACGUUGGUUGGCGAGGUCCGCGACCGGCCAGUCUUCAUUGUGGACGACAUGAUUGAUAAGAGCGGGUCGUGGAUUGCGGCCGCCGAGACCGUGGUGAAACGCGGCGGCGCGGCCAAGGUGUACUGCAUUGCGACCCACGGCCUCUUUGGCGCUGAGUCGCUGGACCAGAUGGAGGCAUGUCCGUCGAUUGACCACAUCGUGGUGACCAAUACCUUCCCUAUCUCGCCGUCUAUGGUUCGACGAUCGAAGAAGUUGAUUGUCAUUGACGUGUCGAGCCUGCUUGCGGAGAGCAUCCGGCGACACCACUAUGGUGAGAGUGUCUCGGCCCUCUUCCACCUUAACGACUGA